AUGGAAAAAAAAGUAAAGUCACUGUUAUUUAUUAAAAUUCCUAAGUUUACCCUUUUAAGUUGGAUAUGUUAUAUUUACAUCUAUAUGUGUACAUUUAAUAAAUAUUUUUAUGAAAGUUACAAUUAUAGUAUAGAAAUACAUGGAAAAGCAUAUCGUAUACUGUCAAAAUAUAAACGGGAUAAAUAUUCAAAUGCCUUAGGUUUAAAAGAGGAAAUGACAAAUAAUGGAAUGACGAAAAUAAAAGAUAUAUCUAAUCAUAUGGAAGGGUACACUGGAAAAAGAAAACAUGCAAAUGGAACACCAUUAGAUUUUACAGGAAACUGUAAAUCAUAUAUGAAAAAAAACAAGUGUAUGUUUGAAACAAAAAAAUAUUCCCACUUUGAAAAAAAAAUAUUCAAAGAAAUGGAUUUUAUGGAUUUUCUUAAAAACAACAAGACAAUUAGUAAUAAGUCUUACAGAAAAAUAAUACGUAAAAAAUGCGUAAUACUAUUUCUUUUACCUUUAUUAAUGUUCUUUUUGUUAUCAGUAUUGCCAAUAGUAGAUUUAUCGUGGGGUUUGAUAGAUGGAAAAAUGGGUUGUGGGGUGCAAUAG
Molecule: messenger RNA, 591 nt
Organism: Plasmodium malariae
Lineage: Eukaryota; Apicomplexa; Aconoidasida; Haemosporida; Plasmodiidae
Product: fam-l protein
Exons: 2
Coding region: 1-591 (196 amino acids)
Source: RefSeq, a predicted model, not a curated record